UCAAGUUUCUGUGAGAAUGUCGCCCACUGUGAAUAGUCCCUGCCACUUCACUGGAAUUUUCUGAUGAUAUACUUCAAUGUCGUUGGAGCGGUAUCAAGAGGAAUAUGCUUGGCAAUCUCUCCUUCAGCUCAUUCGAAGUCUGCCAGCCGACCUAGAGGACGACAAAAAAUCCGAGCUACGCUUCGACGGUCUGUCCAAAGAGUUUCGCUUGUCAGAUGUCUAUAAGGUGUUUCCAAAGUUGCGGCAACGUGUCAACCAGCAUGGAGGUUUGGCAAAAUUGUGGAAUAAAUGCCACGGUUUGUCAAAUGGUGGCUGGCAAGAGGAUGAAGCAUGGCUGAAACUCAUAGAUGACCUGAAGGCAUGUGCUGAGCCUGAUCUUUAUGCCUUGUCAGACAAGCAGUUGGGCAAUCGUUUAAGCCAUCGCUUAGACCUCGGCCUCCGUUUGCAGCAAUUCCCGGAGCUACGACGACGCAUCAAGAGCGAGGGUGGCCUGUGUCACAUUUGGAAAGCCAUCAUUGCCGAAGCAGGGCAAACAGGACCUUCACCCUAUCCAUGCGGUUGGCCAGAUGCCCGGCAGCCCCAGGCAGACUGGCUCCCAGUCUUUCUCGAGCUGUCAGGGACAGCUUUCCCGCUAUCACCCCUUGAUCCUACGCAGACAACGUGGUCCUGGACUUCUCAGGGCCCUGGCGGGUCCCUCUUUGGAUUCGAAAUGAAAUCAGCAGAUUAUCAUCGUGAGGAAACACCUGAGGCCUAUGAUUCCUAUGAUGGAACUUCGCGGACAGGCGCUCAAAAAGCUGGAAGCGAAGUUGUUGCAAGACGAUGCGUGCGCCAUAUCUGGAUAUUUGCUGGUGAUGAGGCGUUAGACUCCAAUGGUCCUUGGGCAGAUGCUUUGAAAGAUUGGUGUUCCAAAUCCAAGUGUCCUUACAUGCCAGUGGCACUUGAAGGAAAGCGAGUCCUGCAUACUGCAGGGGCUGUUUCAAAUAUUUUGUACAAGAUAGACUCAUGUUCUCUCCUUGAUACCGACAAUCCCUUCGGACUUGAUGCUGCAACACUCUCAGAUGCGGACCUGCAUCUGGUCAUGUCCGAGAACAGAUGGAGAUGUUUCCCUAAAUCUUCAGCAGAAGCUGCUCAUGUCAACCGCUUUGACAACAUCAAUCACACCCUGCGAAUGUUUGCGGUCGAUGGCAAAUGUACUAGAGAUGUCUAUGGAGGCACUGAGAAGCUCUUGCGCAGAACUUUCAAGAGUAUGCACGUAUUUGGUGAAACCGACUGGUGGGGAGAGGCUUGCUACCUGCAUUUGGAUCCCCAAAUAUAUGCAAACUACCUGUGCAAGAACCGCACAGCGGCUCUCACCGAUUCUCGCUUUGUGGAAGAGGUGUGGAAGAGUUUGUGCAGCCGUGCGACAAAUGGGAUAGUGGUACAGAAAUCGCGUCCAGAUUUGCCUGAGUUAAUGGACUCAUGCGCGGCCGCUGGAGAAACUACUCUGGUGGUGGUGCUGACGCCAUGAGUAGCUCCCAACCUAAACCAGUGCGGAAAAACGUGUUGACAGUGUCAAGACCUUCAAAAAUUGAACUCAACGCGUCCAAGCGUCCGAAGUGAGCGUCAACUUGAUCCAGGCAGAGUUACCAGUUCAACUCCUGCAGUUGAUUCCGAGAAAAAA
Cladocopium goreaui is the source of this 1660-nucleotide messenger RNA. The record is from the annotation of a GenBank genome assembly. NCBI's taxonomy places the organism in Eukaryota, Dinophyceae, Suessiales, Symbiodiniaceae.